UGCGACUGCUCCGUCCUCACGUGGCCAGUGCCAUUCCGCCGCCGCCGUCCUUGGGCGUCGCACGCGCUCAGUGAAAACUCUACGAAGCGUCGCUUCGUGCUACGUAGAGUCGCUUCGUGCUACGAAGAAAACGAAGGCAUUGUAGGAUAUUUUUUUUUGGGUGCGCGGCCGUUGAUGGUUUUAACCGCCAUGAACCUCUUCCUGCCCAUCGCCGUGGCGGCCGUCCUCAGUGCCGCCGCCGCCGAGCUGCCCGAGAACCCCUCCAUCACGUACGGCAGGGGCAGCGUAACGGGCAAGCGUCUGCGGAGCGCCGGGCUGCGGGAAGGAGUCGGAGCCAGGGACUACGCUGCUUUCUGGGGCAUCCCCUUCACCGAGCCCCCCGUCGGCAAGCUCAGGUUCAAGCCACCGGUGCCCAAAGACCUCCCUGACGAUCAGUUCAACGCCACCAACGAACUCGACCCGAUGUGCAUACAACAGCCGAGGACCUUCCAAGAUGUGAUCGGUGAAGAGGACUGUUUGCAUCUACAAGUCUUCACCUCGAAUUACGUCACUGGUGACCUGCCCGUGCUGGUUCUUAUCCAUGGCGGUGGUUUCAUGGCAGAGUGGGGUCCCCGCUCCGGCGUGCAAUACGUCAUGGACUACGACGUGGUCCUAGUCGUCGUCGCAUACCGCCUCAGCGUGCUUGGUUACAUGAGCUUUGAGGACGAGGACCUGCGGGGCAACCUGGGCAUGUUGGACCAGGUGGAGGCCCUGAAGUGGGUGCAGCGCAACAUUCACUACUUCGGCGGGAACAAGGACAGCGUCACGCUGGUGGGCAACUCCGCCGGCUGCGCCAGCUGUUUGCUGCACACCAUGUCGCCGCUGUCGAGAGGUUUGUUCCACAGAGUGAUCGGCACGAGUGGCACCCCGCUCAACCCCUGGGCUCAGCAGCACUCUGCUCGCGAGAACGCCGACCGCGUGGCCGACCUGGUGGGAUGCACCGGCAGCACCACGGCGGACAAGAUCGACUGCCUGCAGAGCAAGCCUGCCUCUCAACUCAUCGGCCUGGCAGCGGAGCACUUCGAGCCUUGGAUGGGGAACCCCUUCUCGCCGUUUUCCGUUGUCGUCGACGGCGUCUUUCUGACUGACAAGCCGGAGAAGGUGCUGGAGGACGUCAACGCCGUCAUGGACGUGCCUCUACUGCUCGGGUUUGUUCCCAUCGAAGGGCUGUUUCCCGCGGGAGAAUUCAUCUUGAACGACUCGCUGGUAAGGGACCUGGACGAGCACUGGGAGACAGUGGCACCGCAGCUGCUCAGCUUCCACGACAAACGAGUGCCUGAAGCAGACAGACCGAUACUCGCCCGGAAAAUCCGCAAGUUUUACCUCCAGAACAAUUCUCUGGCAUCGUCAAAGGAGCAGCUGCUGAAGCUCAUGACCGACGGCAACUUCAUGUCCGGGGUGUCCAGCCACAUCUCGAAGCGCGCGGCGGUGCAGUCGCAGCCCGUGUACGUGUAUGAGUUCGCUCACCGCGGAGAGUACAGCAAUUACGCCGGCGGACUGGGCGUUGGCCAUUCUGAUGACCAACUGUAUCCGCUGGAGCAGAGCGGAGUCUUCCACCGGCAGGAUGAUCUCAUCAUCCGCAGAACCAUCCUUGACAUGUGGUUUGCCUUCAUCCAAACCUCGAACCCCAGCAUUCCCGGCGUCACAUGGGAGCCCGUGGUUCAGAAGGGCGCAGAGGCUACCGUGAGAUACCUUCGCAUGGUCGAUCCGAACAAUAUGACCAUGGCCGAGGAUCGCGACUUGGGCAACGUCGCCUUCUGGAAGGAUCUGCGAACCGAACCAAAUCACACUGGCCGCGCUGAGACAUCAGUCGCCCUUUCCUUGGCUGCAGCCAGCGCUCUGGUACUCGUCAGCGCCUCAACGAAGUAGACUGCUGUCAAACACAUCCAGCCCCAAAGUAGGACGAAAUUUUGGUGAAGCACUGUCACUUCUACGACUGCAAACGUUUUGCCAGUAAAAGUUCCAAAGAGUA
This is a messenger RNA of Thrips palmi, 2011 nucleotides long. RefSeq names its product venom carboxylesterase-6-like. The record is from RefSeq and is a predicted model, not a curated record. The transcript is spliced from 11 exons. NCBI's taxonomy places the organism in Eukaryota, Metazoa, Arthropoda, Insecta, Thysanoptera, Thripidae. The coding region runs from base 175 to 1908 and encodes 577 amino acids.